CAAGGUGUAGGACACGGCAGCGAUAUCUCUCUCUGAACCGGAAAGGGUUGUUCCGGAGGGGUCAUUCAGGGCGAACUGGAACACUCCCCCUUCCCCCAAAGUAUAACUCUUUCAGGUGGACCCACCUAUAAAUAUAAAGAUGGCAACACAUAUCGUGCAGGUACUUAUGGAUCCGAAGCCUUUCAGCAUGUUCCGAGUGCUGUGCACGGCAGUGCUGGUCUUACUGGUCGCCAGCAUAACCCUUGUGGAUUGCACACCAAUCAUGAGCUACCAGAGCGCACCGCAACAUGCAGACUCCCAUGACUACAAGGUCGUCUGCUACUACGGUUCCUGGGCCGUCUACAGACCGGGCGGAGGAAAGUUUCCCGUAGAGGCCAUUGACCCACACCUCUGCUCACAUCUUGUGUACGGCUUCGCCGGUUUGGGCCACGACAACCGAAUCAGGAGCUUGGACUCCUGGAACGACCUGGCGGAUAACUAUGGCAAAGGUGCGUUCAAGAGGUUCACGGGUCUCAAAAAGCAGAAUCCGAAGCUCAAAACCAUCAUCGCUAUCGGCGGUUGGAAUGAAGGGUCCAUCAAAUACUCCAACAUGGCUGAAAACCCUGCCAGUCGAAAGACCUUCGUAGACAGUGUCGUCGAGUUCUGCAAGAAAUACGACUUCGAUGGAUUGGACAUGGACUGGGAGUAUCCAGGAUCAAGGGGAGGCAAGCCGGAGGACAAGCAGAACUUUGUCGCUUUACUGAGGGAACUCAGUGAGGCCUUCCGACCCCAUGGUCUCUUGCUCACUGCAGCUGUAUCUGCUGGGAAACAUUUUAUGGAUCCUGCCUAUGACAUUCCUCAAGUCUCCAAAUACCUGGACUUGAUACACGUCAUGGCUUAUGACUUCCACGGCGGCUGGGAGACCAUAACCGGACAUCAUGCACCCAUGUUCUCGCGGCCAGAGGAGCCUCUUGACGAAAGGAUUCUAAAUCUUAAUUUCUCCGUUAAUUACUGGAUCGACAAAGGAGCUCCAAGGAACAAGAUAAUAUUAGGCCUAGGUCUAUACGGAAGAUCCUUCACGCUGGCAAGGUCGGAGAACCACAACCCGAGGGAUAGUGCCCCGCAAAAAGGACGAGCGGGCCCCUACACAAGGGAGAAGGGCUCUCUGGGGUACAACGAGAUCUGUGAAAACCUCGAGCGGGAAAAGUGGACCGUGGUUCGAGAUCCUUUCUAUAUGGCUCCGUACGCAUUCCGCGAACGGCAAUGGGUUGGCUACGACGACAUGGACAGUAUAGCCGUCAAAGUAAACUUCGCAAAAGCAAUGGGAUUAGGAGGUGGAAUGGUGUGGUCCAUUGAGACUGACGACUUCCAUGGAAAGUGCCACGGCUUGCGAUAUCCACUUCUGAGCACCAUCAAUAAGGUUUUCGCCUCUGGAGGAACGGGCUCUAUUCCUGUGCCACCACCCACAUCAGCACCGCCCCCUCCAACACCCAGCACUGAAAAAACUUGGUGGCCACGUCCAACGACUCCAUCUUCUCAGCAACCAUCCUCUAGUCAAACACCAUCAUCGACUAUGUACCCACCACCGCCAUCUACGCCUAAGAAACCUACUUGGCAGCCUUCAUCCACCACCACCCAAGCGACGACAUCAACCCAGAAAACUUGGCCGCAACCAAGUUCAACGACGAUGGCACCUCCAUCUCAGACACCGUCUACAGAAAAGACCUGGUGGCCACGACCAAGCACAAAGGCGACUACCCCAACGCCAUCAACGCAGAAGACGUGGUGGCCAAGGCCGAGCACUGAGUCAUCGACAACUCCAUCUACACAAAAGACAUGGUGGCCAAGACCGUCCAGUACUGUGUCAUCAACGGUUCCAUCUACGCAAAAGACAUGGUGGACAAGACCGUCCAGUACUAUGUCAUCAACGGUUCCAUCUACGCAAAAGCCAUGGUGGACAAAACCAUCCAGCACAACUACAACGACGACGACUUCUAAGCCAUUCCCUGAGGAGCCUCCGAAUGUUCCCCCAGAGUCAGGCUUCAAAUGUACGACUCAUGGUACAUUCAGUCACCCCAAUGACUGUCAAAAGUUCUACGACUGCGUCUACCAAGGCGGGCAAGAAAUCACUGCCUACGAGAAAAGUUGCCCAGAUGGCACUGUGUUCAACCCCAACAACCGACUAUGCACGUGGCCGGUAGAUGUACCACAGUGCAAAGACUACUUCUUGCGGAAAUACGCGUUUUUGAGAAAGUAUUACGAAGGCUGAUCAACCGUUUUCUCGAGCGACAGUGGUUUCCCAUCGAUAUUUAUUUUAGUGCGCUACUCAUGGACUGCUAUUUAUUGCUAUGCUCUGUCUCUCAUUCCAUUAUCACAAAAUAUCAGUAGCAUUUGAUCGUGCCUUUUUACUCUGCCAAUAUUUUCAAGAUGGCCAAUUGCCAAAUAAAAUUGUGAUGCGUGUCAUGAGCG
Molecule: messenger RNA, 2448 nt
Organism: Ornithodoros turicata
Lineage: Eukaryota; Metazoa; Arthropoda; Arachnida; Ixodida; Argasidae
Product: chitotriosidase-1-like
Exons: 8
Coding region: 140-2248 (702 amino acids)
Biological process (GO): carbohydrate metabolic process; chitin catabolic process
Cellular component (GO): extracellular region
Molecular function (GO): chitin binding; chitinase activity
Source: RefSeq, a predicted model, not a curated record